Aedes albopictus (Asian tiger mosquito) is the source of this 1822-nucleotide messenger RNA. Its product is annotated as proton-coupled amino acid transporter-like protein CG1139. The record is from RefSeq and is a predicted model, not a curated record. The transcript has 5 exons. Gene Ontology annotation, molecular function: L-amino acid transmembrane transporter activity. Bases 192 to 1703 code for a protein of 503 amino acids. Gene Ontology annotation, biological process: amino acid transmembrane transport. NCBI's taxonomy places the organism in Eukaryota, Metazoa, Arthropoda, Insecta, Diptera, Culicidae.
GUGGCCAUGAAGUGAUUCAUGGUCCGGUAAAGUGGUUGAAUGCGGCUUACAGAAAUGGCACAUAGUUCACUAACCAGAUGGAACAGUACAAUGCUUAAUGUUGUUUAUUGAUGGAUGAUACGUGCUGUGGUUGAUUCACUUCCUAAAACUAUAAUUGCAAUCAAUUCGAAACGUGUUUUCUACAUCGCACGAUGACGAUUGCCAUCUCGAUAGACGAAAGGCAACAGAAUGGAAGCUCUACGAACGGGUCUGUUCCGGAAGGUGCCGUCAACAAUGGGUUCGUCCUGGACGAUACGGCCUCCAAGAAGCCUUCGAACGGAACGGAGGUCGUGCACCACUAUGGACCUCAUCACGGACACGAUCAUCACUACCACCUGCAUCACCAUCACAUCCGGGAGAAGCCGGGCCAUGAUUACACGGACGACGUGAUCACGGUGCACGGUGUCCAGGCUCAUCACAAAACCAACUACCUGGAGACCAUGACACACCUGCUGAAGGGUAACAUCGGCACCGGGUGUUACGCGAUGGGCGAUGCCUUCAAAAAUGGCGGUUUGCUACUGGCAACCGUACUGACCGUGUUCAUAGGGUUCGUGUGCGUGCACUGUCAGCACGUGCUGCUGAACUGUGCCACCAAAGUUCACAUGGACCAACAGAGCAAGGGUCGCCCGCCGGACUUUGCCGAAACGGUCGGGCUGUGCUUCCAGAAGGGCCCGCCCCGGUUCCGGAGGUUAGCCAAACCGAUGAAACUGGCUGUGAAUAUCUUUAUCUGUGUUACGCAGCUAGGGUUCUGCUGCAUCUACUUCGUUUUCAUCAGCUCGAAUUUCAAGCAGAUCUUCGACCGUUACGACCUCGUCCUGGACGUCCACUACCACAUGGCACUGUUGUUGAUCCCCAUCAUCCUGACGUCGAUCAUCACCAAACUAAAAUUCCUCUCUUACUGCUCGAUGAUGGCCAACGUGUUCAUGUCGCUCGGUAUCGGCAUUACGUUCUACUACGCCCUGCAAGAUGUGCCGUCGAUUUCCGAACGACGGUUCGUCGGAAAUCUCAACCAGCUGCCGCUGUUCUUCGGCACGGCAGUAUUUGCCUUCGAAGGCAUCGCAUUGGUACUUCCGCUGCAGAAUGAGAUGAAGAAGCCACACGACUUCCGGAAGGCCUGCGGAGUCCUGAACACCGGCAUGGUGUUCAUCGUGUCACUGUUCACCUGCUUCGGGUUCGCCGGCUACCUGAAGUGGGGCGAGGACGUUCAGGGAAGCCUGACGCUCAAUCUGCCAGAUAACGAAAUGUUGGCCGAGAGUGUCAAAGUCAUGAUCGCAACUGGUGUCCUCCUGGGCUUCGCCCUUCAGUUUUUCGUCGCGAUCAUCAUCAUGUGGCCUCCGGUGCAGUGCCGGCUGAACAUUACCAAGCACAAAACUUUCGCGGAGAUCUGUUUCCGCGUUUUGAUCGUUCUAGUCACUUUUGUCAUCGCCGAGUGCGUGCCCAGCUUGAGCCUGUUCAUCUCGUUGAUCGGAGCCCUGUGCUCGACGGCGCUGGCGUUGGUGUUUCCACCGAUUAUUGAAAUGAUCGUGGCCUUCAGCGAACCCAACUGUAAGCCCAGUAAGUUGAUGAUCGUGAAAAACGUUUUCAUCUUGAUCUUGGCACUGUUGGGAUUCUUCACCGGGAGCUACGAGAGCCUCACAAAGAUCGUGCAGGAGUUGUUGAUGUAGAUAGUUGUUUUAUAGUCGAUAAGUGUACUGACGGGUAAUAGUGUAAGGAUUGUUUUAGUUUAUGUGAAAGAAUGCGCUGUGCAAUAAAGUUAAUCUCGAUUGUUACAAAUGAUAACUUA